AUGCGGAGCGAGAGGCAUCGAACGAGGCCCAGCUGCCCCAACGAGACCGUUUUGUCGUCCUCGCCUGGCGGGAUCCCGCGAGUGUUCGCCUCGAGAAGCUCCAGAAAAGCCUCCAAGAGUUUCAAGAAACCGAGGUCGCGACUGCCACAAAGCAGCGGGCAUUUGCAAAAGAAGCGUCCGAGAAGUUUGCCAAGAUGUACGAGAUUCUCGUCUCGACAGUCCACGGUGACUUCCAGAAUGCCAAAAAAGUCGAGUGGGGUGCUCUUUCCGGCAUCUUGGCUGUUUGGGAGGAUGUGCUCGGGGCCUUUACUCGGACGCUCCAUCGAUCUCUCGAAGACGUCGUCGUGCAAGUUUGCGCCGUGA
This is a messenger RNA of Saprolegnia parasitica CBS 223.65, 363 nucleotides long. RefSeq lists its product as hypothetical. The record is from RefSeq and is a predicted model, not a curated record. Lineage: Eukaryota; Oomycota; Saprolegniomycetes; Saprolegniales; Saprolegniaceae. Bases 1 to 363 code for a protein of 120 amino acids. The transcript has 3 exons.